AACGCGCGUAGCGGCAAUAGCGCUCGUUUACAGCACGUCUGCUUGACAAUACGCCCGUGCGUGAAUCGCCGCGGCUUGCACCGUAUUAAACGAGAUGCCUCGCAGACUCGACACAUCUGAUGCCCUGCGCGAAGUGAAACCCCUGUGUAUACGAUUCUUGAAGGACCAGUCCAAAGAAAACGCGGUGAUUCUACGUCGCACACUUGAGAAGCUGACUGAUGAUGCUUGCCAAGAGCUUCAUGAAUACCUUCUCCUGCCUCUCGUAUUGGUACUAAAGAAUGAAAAGAGUGAAGCGUUAGUCGCUGAAACAGUUGGGUCCAUCCGUGUUGUGCUGGAGAAAACCCGAGUGAACGAUGAAAAACUGUUUUCGGAUAUUUUCCUGCAACUGUUGUUUGUUGUCAGCACCAUUAAAGAGAACCUUCAAGUUUCGUCCACUAGUGAAGAGGUGAAGCUUGAAUUUUGCAGUGCGCUAAAGAGCCUUGUCAACAGUGCACUACCACGUGUGCUUUUGCAGAUGUACAGUUUGGACUUCCGCUUGUGCCUGAGCCAUGCUGUCACCAUUCUUCUUUCACUUGCUGAAAGGGAAAGAAACAGGAAGCUGCAGAUUGCCGCCAUAGAAUGCUUAGAUGUUCUUGCUUGCAACACUGCCAAUGACAUGUUCAAGAGUGCUAUCCUGUUUGAAAAAGUUGGAAAUGCAUUUGCGGGUUUCUUCCCAGGAAUAUCCAUUGCAUUUACACGUGUCAUUCUCGAUGCUGAAAACAGGAGUCAGAAAGUAACUGCUGUUGCCCUGAAAACAUGGGGCCAUGUUAUCCACAUUUGCCUUGGUGACACAUACCUGGAGGCUUUGUGCCCAGAUGAUGAAGUAGAAAAACAGAAAACAAAAAUGCCGAUUGUGUUCAGAAAUGAAGAGUGGGCCAAAGCAACUGCUGAGAAAUUAGUCAUUCUUGUAGAACGGGUGCUGCCUAGCCUUGCAAAGUGCGAUGAUAACGCGAAGCUGGCAGCUCUGGAAUGGGCACACGUGCUCCUCUUGCGGUGCAGCAGAUCACUGGAAAUCUUAACCCCGACAGUCCUCCACAUGGUGCUGGCAAUGAGUGCUGAUGACAGUGAAAAGGUGUCCAUUCAAAGUCUCUCAGUUCUCGAUGAGGUUGCAAAUCAGAUGCUGGCUCUUGACUCAUUAUCCCUGACUGAGAUUCUUGAAGAAGACUUUCACAGGACGCUGGGAAAGUUCCCACGGAUAUUUCACACUGGGAGUGAAAAUGAAAAGCUGAAUUUGGUAAAGCUGCUGUGUGGCUACCUGAGAGUAUUCCGAACAAGAAUAGCCAAUAUACUUGUGUCACCAGCUGUCUCCCAGAGGUUGCUCGGCGUUCUUUUUCUACUGUCCGAGUUUGACACUGGGAAAUUGAACCUCCUUGCUGAGCAGGCGACCUGCCUAGAUUUUCAGAAUGCCGUUGAUCUAGCAAUCAAUUGUUGUCGUAAUCAGUUCAUGCAUUUCACAAAUAUGAAUAUAUAUAAAGAAUUCACCAUUGUUUGCAAACUGCUGGGAACCUAUGGUGAUAUAAUGAUGUUGACAGAUGCUCUACGCCACAAGAUAGAAGAGUCAGCCAGGCACAGGAAGCAAGCUAUCUUAGUACUCACCAAUGUACUGCGGUCGCUUACAGAAGGCAGUAAAGGCAGGCAAGCUUGCACUAAGCUUGAAGAUUCUGGCUUUAUUCGAUCACUGCUGGAGUACUUUGUUUCUGAGAGCCUCUGGGACUUGCCUUUGACUGAACCAGGAGGAGAUGAAAGUACAGUGGAUACCAUGCAGCAGCAUUCACUUCGUAUUCUGUCACUGGACAAAAUGAAUUCAAAUAUUCUGCAGAGCUGCCUGUUGCUAGAUGCUGUAGGAAUGCUUUCUCAGCUUUCCAGCGACUUCCGACCCCUGCUGAGGAUUUGCCUUUGCCCACUGUUGGAAAAGGCCGACAGCCAGAACUACUUUGUUUCUCAUGUGGCAUGCACGACUUUGUGGCAAGUGGCAAAAGCUUGUGGUUAUAGUUCUAUUUCAGAACUUAUCCAGCAAAACACUGACUACAUUGCCAACACAGUGCUGUUCAAGCUUAGGCAUCCAAGGUCUCACGGUGACGUCGCACGGAUUGUGCAGGCCCUGGCAAAGCAUAGUGACAAAGGAAGCAUUGGCCUUUUGGAGGAUGUUGGUUACGAGGUACUCAAUGCACUUGACUUCUGCCAAAAAGAUAAUGCGCUACCAUUCUUGAAGGUCCUAGCAAGCAUAGUGGUGUACCUGAACGCUUGGUUUCCUGCGGCACCUAAGACGGGCGUACUGAAGGACGGUGUUACAACACGGGUGCUCCCAGAGAAGACAUUUGUGCAGUUCGUGAAAGAGUUUCAUCAAUGCAAGACAAUUUCUGCUGAUGUUGAGUUGACUGACCAGGAACUUGAAAGCAUUGAGGUGCCUAGGGAAGAUCUGUGUGAUGUGGAAAUGGAUGAGAAGCCACCUGUGCCUGGACACAUCAAGCUCCUUGUGCAGGUCUUAAAGAGAUGCACCCACUUUCAGUCAAGUUCAAACAUCUUCAUUCAAACAGCUGUACUGAGUAUCAUCAAGCAUGCAGUCAUUCCACUGUCAUGCUGUGAAGAUGAGCUCUUGCCAGUCGUGCAUUUGUUGUGGAGGCCCCUCGUUGCUCGUUUCCAAAAGGACGAUUGGAAUCUAUGCGCAAAGGCAUUUGAAGUCGUUAGUUCCUUGGCAGAGACAUCACAUGAUUUCAUUCGCGAACGUACCCUGCGAGAGGUGUGGCCAAGGCUUGCAACAUUCCUACACAGUCAGCAUGCAGUCAGUAAAAACAAAGGAAAGGCCUAUGAAAUUACUUCUGCCUUCAAAUACCAGCUUGUUCUUCUUAAAGGACUUGGGCCAAUAUCCUGCCAGCUUGAAGUUCAUGAACAAGGCAUUGCCCUCUUGGCAUCAGCUGUAGUGCCUUACCUGGAGCUCUCACAACCACCCAAGUUGCAAGAGGCUGCCAUUGAAUGCACCCAGAACUUGGCAAAGUGCAGUGCAGACACUGUGUGGUACUAUGUGGUCAAGGCACACUGCUCCAGCGAGCCCCUUUGGUCACCGGCUCCAUCACUGCAAGCACUUCCCUUCAGCCCAGAGCCCUGCUCCGAGAACACUAAUGUGUUGCGUGUAAUGGCCUUUCUAACCAGCAUGGAUGUGCCAAGACAAUGAACCGCAUAUUUGUGUAUACUUUGGUCACAUUCAUAUGCUGGUCAUCUCUUUGUGCCAAGAGGAUAUGGACUGUAUUUUAUUGAAUUAAAAAGCUUUCUCAGAAGAAAAAGUAAGAUAA
Dermacentor andersoni is the source of this 3329-nucleotide messenger RNA. RefSeq names its product Telo2 interacting protein 1 (gene Tti1). NCBI's taxonomy places the organism in Eukaryota, Metazoa, Arthropoda, Arachnida, Ixodida, Ixodidae. Gene Ontology annotation, cellular component: cytoplasm. The record is from RefSeq and is a predicted model, not a curated record.